AUGAAAAAGAUUUGUGAUCAAAAGAUAUUUAUUUUUAUUAAAUGUUAUGGUCUUGAAAUGACAAUUUUUAUUGAAUUUGAUAGUGUUCAAAUAUAUAACAAUUUUGAAUGUGGUGGGUCACUUGAAAUUGAAUUGAAAAAUGGUACAUUUUGGCAAAAUAAAACAGAUCAAUAUCCACCAUGUAAAUCAUUUUAUGAUGCAUCACAAAGAAUUUCGCAGUAUAAUAAUUAUUUAAAAAAAUAUAGAAAUGUGAAAACAAUAGUUUUAUUAAAUUAUGAUUGGAAAAAUGUAAUUUUAAAACCAUCUGCAGGAUUUUAUAUUCAAAAUAAUUGUUUCUUUCAAAUUAAACUUUUAAAUGAUACAAAUUCAAAUACAAUUUCAAUUGAUGGUCAAAAUUUAAAUUAUUAUAUUGCGUUUAUUACAAUUGAUUUUAAUGUAAAUAAUGAAUUAUAUUGUGAUGAUGGUGAACAACCACCACAACAAACACAACCACCACAACAAGAACAACAAGAACAAAUAAUUAUACCAGUAAGAUUUAAAUUAGAAAAUUUUAAAUUAAUAAAUUUUGAUAGUGAAUUCAUAUUGGUUCAAAAAAGUUAUAAAGAAUUUAAAUUUAAAAAUAAAUAUCAGUUUGUUUCAUUUCAAUUAAAUUCAAUAAUUACAAGUAAAUCAAGUUUUUUAUAUGAAAGUACUUUACAUGAUGAUGAUUUUCAAAUUCAAUAUUUAAUAAAUGAUUGUCAUUUUUCAAAUAAAUCUAGUGAAAAUGGUUUUAUAAUAUUAGGACAUGACCCAUUCAUUAUUAAUAAUUGUACAUUUAAUAAUAUAAAAUCAGGAUUACCAAUUAUAUAUAUUGAUAAUUUAUCAAUUACCAAUUGUUCAUUCAAUAAUAUAAUAGUUAUUGGUAAUAAUAAAUCUAUCAUUGAAGUUGCUAAUUUUGGAUCAUUUAAUAAUAUAAAAUUUAAUAAUUUUACAAGCCAAACAUUAUUAUUACAAUCAUUAGAUUCAAUUACAUAUAAUGAAAGUUCAUUAAAAUUAUCAAAUAUUCAAAUAAAUAAUAAUAAUAAUAAUAAUUUAUUUAAUAUUAAUUUUAAAAAUGAUAAUAAUUAUUUUAAUAGUUUUGUAGAAUUAAACCAAAUUUUUAUAAAUAAUUCAUUAAAUAAUUUAAUUUUAAUUUUAAAUACAUCAAAAUCAUUUAUUAUUGUUGAUAAUGAUUCAUUAAAUACCUUUUUAUUAAAUUCAAAAUUAUUAUUUAAUGGUACAAAUAAUAUUAUACUUUUAAAUAAUAAAAAUUAUUCAACUAUUAAAGAACAAUUAGAAUUUAUAAAUAAUUUAAAUAACUGUACUAAUUGUUUAUUUUCAAUAAAUGGUCAUAAUAUUAGUACAACUAUAAUUAAAAAAGAUUCUUCGGAGUUUAAAUUAGAUGGUGAUUCAUAUAAAGAAAACAAAGGUUUUAAUAAGAUGUUUUAA
Molecule: messenger RNA, 1467 nt
Organism: Dictyostelium discoideum AX4
Lineage: Eukaryota; Evosea; Eumycetozoa; Dictyosteliales; Dictyosteliaceae
Exons: 2
Coding region: 1-1467 (488 amino acids)
Source: RefSeq, a predicted model, not a curated record